AUGGCGCCUUCAGAGGGUACCAUGAAGGGACAAUCUUCCCUACACCGCCUGAAAGCACUUGACCAGCUCCCAAACGUACAAUCGCGGCUUGAUGAAGCAAGAAGUCUCUGUACCCAUACGGCCAGAGCCGACAUGAUUUUGAGAUGGACCGUCGAAAAAGUUAAGAGUGACGAGGACUAUCGAUCAUGCGUCUCCACGUGGAACCUUUUUGCUGCAACAUGCAGACUCUUACCCCUCGAAAGAUUGGCUGCGAUACUCGCUUCAGCCGACUUCCUCAGGCUUGCCAGCACCGCGAUAAACGCCGAAACGACCAGCUUCGAGGUCGUUAGCGCCAUAGCGGAUUGCAUGAACCUGCUUCACGCCUUAUCGCAGGACCCCUCUGGAGCUCCACUGAGAGCGUUGCUUACUGCAGAUGGGGCAAAUGCGGUCACUUUCACCGGCCAUUGGUAUGCAGCAUGUGCUCGAGUGCUUCAAAGCUGCGACAGAGCGGAUCUCGAGUCAAGAUGCGGCGCGCUUCUCAACUCGGCCUUCUCCGUCUGGAAUUUGCGUAGACGCUCCCCAGCCGAGGACGAACUGUUCGCGAAGCAAUGUCUGGUCCCGUGCACAGCCGUACUGGCUGCACUGCCCGCGAGUACUGCGAGACCUAAACGGAAACGGGGCACCAAUAGCACGUUUCCCAUGGGAGACACACGACAGACACUCGAAUCCAUGCUUGCCAGGCACGUCUUCCUACCUGCUCGCGAUGUGUUCUUUGAUGCGCAGUCUGCACACGACCACAAUCCCAGAGAUGGGAACUCAGGGAAUAGCGUCCUAGAUCUGCCGCAACGGCUUCAGGCAUUUAGCGGGGCUAUCACAUCUAAGCAGCUGUCUCCGGGAACUGCGCCGGCUUUGUUAGGCAUUGCGCUUCGAUGCAUCCCAAUGACGACGCAGAAACAGCGGGUUCGAGAGCGACCUUGGGUCGAAGCGAUCUUUGCUGCCUUGCUUGAUUGUGUAGUGCUGAACGGAGAGCCCGUCGGUGAUAACACCCUCGUCGACAUGCUUGUUGUUGUAGGCAACAAAGCAUCGUUAUCCGUUGACACGCUGUCCCACCUCAUAACUAGAUAUGGAAGUUGCGGCGCAAAUAGCGACCGAAUGGCACAAUUGGAUUUCUUUGCACAGAUCGUACGCCUGGAUCCGAACGUCUUCGUCAGACCACAGAUGGCGAGCUGGCUGUUUGAGGUCGUUGAAGCGGCUGGUAAACAUCUGGUGUCGUCUGCCGAAGAGCAAGUUGCAGAUUCGAGGGCUCUUAGGGAUCAGCUGCGAGACUCUAUCCUUACGCCAGUCAUGGAGGCGUUCGCAAGAAACCGUAAACUGCCAGCCUUCAUUGAGCGUUGGCAUCAGACAUUACUCGAGCUACCGCUGUCGCAGAAGUGCUCAAUCUGGCUCGAGCUGCGCCAACCGCUGAGCUUCCUUAUCGAGGCGAACAUGACCGGCGACAGCGUAACGGAGCUCGUUUCACAUUAUCGUGGCGCGUUGGCCAGAAAUGCUGAUUAUUCUUACACGGGGCACACGGCAAGCAUGAUUGUCUUACAAGGGCUGUUGGGCGGCGUGCGCGACGCUGAACUCCUGGACGAACUUCAUUCCCACCUGCAUACACUCUAUGGUGCGCUUAUGUCCUUAGCCGACCAAGCGAAGAAUCUCCGCGGAUACUGGACGUUUGUGAUCACUGUCUUCGAGAGAUGGUGGCCCUCGUACCUUGCUCUGAACCGAGACCCGGCAUCGCUGGCCUCUCUGGCUGACCAAGUGGUGGGUAGCAACGCUGUGCGCGUGGGCACGAGUUACCUUGAUUCGCUCGAUCUUCAGAAAGACGAGGAUUCCUCUAUUCUCGAUGUAGAAACGGCAGAAGCGGUGCAAUUUUUGUGCUGUGUUGCGCACCACCUUUCCGACCUUGAUAUGGAGGAGUCAAGGCUUCCCUUCAUGAAACGAGUCAUGAAGCAUGUCCAGCGUGGCGACCUGGAGGGUAUUAUCAGAUACCCAAAAUGCCUCGAUCUCUUCGAGAUAAAGGCAGCUUUUCUUUUUGAGCCAGCAGCCAGGGCAGUUCUAGACGGACAAGACGUAGAGGUGGCUACCGAGAGCCUCCGCGCUCUUACAGCGAGCAUAGUGGACAACGGUUUAACGGAGAUGUUUGUAGACCUGGUCCUUACCGGUACGGCUUCUGGAGAGGGAGACUCUGCGGAUCCUCAGCCUAUGGUGCUGGCGAGCGCCGCAACCGUGGUCAAGUUUCGAGUACUUGCAGACGUUGCCCCAUCAAUAUUCUCUGCUUCGCAUAGACAACGCGUACUGGACUGGCUCGCCUACCCGAAGCUCGACGUAUGGGGCAGCUCGCAUGCUCCACAGCAGCGUCUGGCGCUUAUGGUACGACUGCUCAAGCUGCCGUGUCCUAACGCUCGCAUGUUGAUCGACGCUAAAGCGCUGUGGCAGCUCAAAGAUAAGUCGCGGGACACCGGACCGAGUUCUGAAUCUUGCAGGAAGGCUGAUGUUAAUGAGUCCACCGCCUCCAUGCUCGAGCAGGUAGCCAAUGCGAUCUUCCUGCGGGUUCGCCAUGAUCUUAGUCGCGAUAUGGCACGAUCUGUAAUGCGUGCUCACUGGCAGAACGCGAAUGCUUUUGUGACGACGCUGCAGCUUGAGCCGAGCUUUGACGGGAUGCUUGAUGGCGUUGCAACAGUCAAGGCACUUCUGUCGAGUGCCGAUAAUGCGAACAGUGACGAUGGCACUGACGCUGAUCUCAAAGCCAACACCUUGAACUCAUGGAUCUCCACUCUGUCAGACCAUGUCGAGAGAGCUGGAAAGCCACCGAUGCAGUCCGCCACGAUUUUAGCUUCACUUGACGCACUGGCGCACUUACCGAACUCUUCGCUGACAUCGACGCUGUUCGAAGAGUCAGCUGAGACAGCCCGACUCGUGCGUAUAAUCAAGGGGGUCCUGGAUAGCGCGCAGCAAUCGCUACAUGAUCAAAGGGAUGAGACUGUCCAACAGACAAUCGCUGUGCGCUGUUUUGAGCUUAUCUGUCGGUUCAGGCUGCAUCCUGGCAUUAACGAGCACCAGCCGAGCAGCUUGGCAUUGCAGCUUCUGGAAACAGGCUUGACUGCGAGAGAGCACGCGGCAACCUUGACAGCAUUCUCAAACUUUAGCGUGACGGCGAAUGCACAGGAUCGCUCGGAUCUGCUGCAAAAAGUCCUUCCAGCAAAUGCAACUCCGUCACCACAGCAGAUGCUGCUUGCGAAGGUGCUUCUUUCCACUCUCGGCAAAGACGACCUCAAUAACAAAGAGGCGGCAUCACCUCAACGUAUACUGGAGCGGAUCUUGCGAGUUACACGUGAGACUACUGAGCUACUUACCAUCCGUAGAGCCUGCGCGUGCGUUUCUAUGAUCCUCAAAGAGAAGCUUUUCAUGGUCAAUCAAUACACCAUCGAAAUGACGCUUGAUCUAUGGCAGGCGUUUGAGCAAAGCCAUGAUCACGACGCUCUACGGCUGCUCUACCUCGACUUUUGCCGCAUCUUCACCGUCUUGCUGCAGCAACACCGCUCCAGACUGCGGGACCGCAUGCACAUGGUCAUUGUGCUUCUGCAAGCGCUUUUGACUCGCCUGUUCCGGAUCAAGGCUAAGGGCUCGAUCAUUGCAGGACUGUCGCCACGUCACGCCGGCGUUCUGGCUCGUAUUGUGCAAUCGCUCUGCAAUCCUCCGCUGUUGCGUGGCAAUGCCAAAGGCUCGGACCUCGUAGAUCAGGCACGCAAGGCGCAGGCGCAUGUUGGACAGUACGUGCCGUUACUGCUACACCAUUACUGUGUGCAGAUCUUGGCAGGCACGCUCGCUGAGGGUGUGAGAGAAGCGCUAUUGCCAGGCCUAUGGGCCGUGAUCAAGGCUGUCGAAGUGAGUGAUACGGAUGGGAUGAGGUCAUUAAGUGCGGCAAUGAAUAAUAGCGAGAGGGCAGUGUUACGGAGUCUGUACGAAGACUACAAGCUAUUCGGCAAGUAA
Molecule: messenger RNA, 4014 nt
Organism: Baudoinia panamericana UAMH 10762
Lineage: Eukaryota; Fungi; Ascomycota; Dothideomycetes; Mycosphaerellales; Teratosphaeriaceae
Exons: 1
Coding region: 1-4014 (1337 amino acids)
Biological process (GO): ribosome biogenesis
Cellular component (GO): nucleolus
Source: RefSeq, a predicted model, not a curated record